Messenger RNA from Phodopus roborovskii (desert hamster), 2017 nucleotides. RefSeq names its product MEF2 activating motif and SAP domain containing transcriptional regulator (gene Mamstr). The coding region runs from base 186 to 1433 and encodes 415 amino acids. Gene Ontology annotation, molecular function: transcription coregulator activity. NCBI's taxonomy places the organism in Eukaryota, Metazoa, Chordata, Mammalia, Rodentia, Cricetidae. The record is from RefSeq and is a predicted model, not a curated record. Gene Ontology annotation, biological process: regulation of transcription by RNA polymerase II. Gene Ontology annotation, cellular component: nucleus. The transcript is spliced from 11 exons.
GGGGAGUCGAGGGCGGCCCAAGGCUGGCGGGCGGAGCCUGAGGUCUCCAGCCCGGUCCGCGAGACUCCACCCGCUUCCAGGCACAGCUGAGUAGCUGAGCGGAUCCCACCUGGAUUCAGAGUCCAGACGGCCGCUUCGUGUACUUUCAAAGACCCAGAGGCCCAGAUUCCAAUGCCCUCCUUAGGAUGCAGGAGCCCAUGACUCAGGUCUCCACGCCAGCCUUGGCAAUGACCCUGGCAGCCUCCUCCCAGCGCUCCCAAAUCAUCCGUUCCAAGUUCCGCUCUGUCCUGCAGCUUCGGAUGCACAGACGGAAUCAAGACUGCACCUCUGAUUCACACCCGUGGGUCUCAGCCUCCGGCCCAGCUCUGGCUCCAGUUUUGGCCCCUGCCCCUGCUUCUUUCCUUGUGAGCCCUGGCGUCCUGUCCCCUGAGCCAGCACAUUGUCCUUGGAGGUCUCCAAAGAAGGAAUCUUCCAAGAAUUCCCAACACUGGAAGGAGCCCAAGGUCAGGGGCAACUUGACAUAUCAUCUGUACAUGCCUCCAGAACGGAGACAAGGGCCUAGAGCAGUUCUCCAAGCAGAGGGAUCCACUCUGGGUGCCCAGGGGCCACCUCUGGGGGAAGAGAAAAACCCACAGAGGCCACGUCCUCGGAUGAAGCCCUCCUCACCAGGAAACUCCAACCCCUCACCCCCUUCACACAAGCUGGAACUUCAGACCCUGAAGUUGGAAGAGCUGACGGUCUCUGAGCUUCGGCAGCAACUGCGCCUGCGGGGGCUCCCAGUCUCCGGGACCAAGGCGAUGCUCCUGGAGCGCAUGCGCGGUGGCGUCCCGCCCAGAGACCGGCAGAAGCCCAGGCGCGAGGACAAAGAGGCUGCAGCUGCCUGGCCACGCCUCAGGCCUAAGGCUCCGGGCCCUACCCGGCGGGCCGGCACGGCAAAGGCAAGCACGACAACUCGUAGACUGAAGUUUGCUGGAGCUACAGAUCCGCUGGGGAUUCCCGCUCCCGCUCCAGCUCCAGCUCCAAGUCCCUUAGCAUCUUCUCCAGCCACCCUGACUCUGGAAGAGGAGCUGCAGGAAGCGAUCCACAGGGCGCAGCUGCUUCCGAACCAGGACAUCGAUGACAUCCUGGAAGACCAAGUGCAGCCAGAUGACGUGUUGCCUCCCAUCGUCUUGGACUUCCCUGGCUCUUUUGAUGUGCUGUCUCCCUCUCCGGACUCGGAAGGCUUCUCUUCGGUCUUCUCUUCUUCACUCCCAUCCCCCACUAGCUCCCUGUCCCCUUCUCCAAGGGCCCUCUCAGAUUCCUUGGACUGGCUGGAGACCUUGAGUGGGGGUCCCCCGCUGGGCUCUGGACCCCCAGGCCCCAGCAUCUUCUCUGCGGACUUAUCUGACUCCACUGGUACUCGGCUUUGGGAACUGCUGCCGGAUCCCUGGUGAUGGACCCUGGGGUUUCCAAGGAGACCCUCCAACUACAGAGGACUCAAGUUGCCCUCAUCCCCUUCUGGCCCGCUGCUGCUGACAUGUCAAACGCCCGGCUUGUGUGUGACUCUUCCCAGUCAGUGUAGUUGGGGUGGGGUUCAUUUGCUCACUGCCUCCUUCAGAGACCUGCAAGGUUUGUGUACCACUUACUUCCUCCAGACUCUGGCUGCCUGCCUGUCAUCUAGGGACCCGGAAGUUAGUGCUGUUUGGGUUCUGGAAAGGACCAGAGGAGAUUAAGUAGGAGGAAGGCAGAUCCCUAGGUUCUAGCUAGAGGUGAGAGGGCCAGGGGUGUCUAAUGGAGGUGAUGAACUCCCUACGACUGCAUCUUUGAGUGUUGUGAUUAUACCUAGCUUUCUUGUUUUGUUGAGAGCAAGUCUUGCUAUUGUAGCCCAGGCUGGCCUCUAACUUGUGACAAUCCUGCUUCAACCUUAUGAGGGCUGAAAUAUGAGCCACCAUUCCCAGCUCUCAUGUUCGGGUUCGCAGAGCCCAGUGGGGAAUGGACGGCAAAAGGGAAGAGGAGCUAGCAUGUGACCUCAAGUGAG